This is a messenger RNA of Pectinophora gossypiella (pink bollworm), 1154 nucleotides long. RefSeq lists its product as uncharacterized. The transcript is spliced from 8 exons. The record is from RefSeq and is a predicted model, not a curated record. The coding region runs from base 88 to 1053 and encodes 321 amino acids. Lineage: Eukaryota; Metazoa; Arthropoda; Insecta; Lepidoptera; Gelechiidae.
CUCUGAAGGCAAUUGGACGACAUUGGAAUCUGAAACGUUGAACACGAGUGGUGUCAUCUCAUUUGUAAAUCGAAGACUGAAGCCAAUAUGAAGAGACUGAUCGUUCUGUUGGCCACUGUUUGUGUUGCUACUGGUAUUCAAUACGAUGGACUAAGAGUUAAAUUCGGGUGGUCAGACGCAUUGGCUGACGUGGAAUACUUCUACAAGAUCCCUCGCAGCAUGAUGGAGGCGGAGGCGGCAGGCUGGCGGCGCACCAGUAGACCAUCAGACCAGCUGCCGGACCUCAGGAUGUACUGCAUGGCCAACAGGUGUGUCUGCGCGCUCUACGACGUUGGAGGGUUCGUUGCGGGCCUGCAGAUCGCUCUGCCAGUAGACGAGUUCGAGGCCCUCGGUGAGAAGCCGGAGAUGAAGAUGAACAAGUGGCGCGCGCAGGCUGCCUUCGGAGAGCCAAGCAAGGAGUACUGGGUGCUGCCGCAGUUCUUUGUCUCUGAUGAAUCCUUGAAGGCGGGAGCGGGGCCGCAGAUCGAAAACGGCGCGACGCUGCAAGAUGGCGGCGUGUGGGUCUACGGGCUGGACGCGCGACUCAUGCGCAUCCCCACCACGGAAGCCGAACUCAACACCACGGCCUUCAAGAAGCAGAACUGUAUACCUAACAUGGGUACCCACUACUACUACAACAUGACUCCUCAAAUGCGGUGCGAGGAUCUGUUGCCGUGGUUCGUGCUGGUCUCCGAGGGAGAGGUGAUCGGCUCCGGGUUCCAGUUCUUCGGCAAGCUGGCCAAGCAGCGGCACCGCGAGUGGUUCGAGAAGACCCCCGGAGGGAAGACGAGCGCGAAGCUGACCAUCCCGUACGGACCACCGUGUCUCUACGAGUGGGCACAAAACUAUGGACUCGUCAGCCUGCACAUCUACUAUGUGGACAAACCCUGGAACAUUCGUUGCAAGGACGGCGACUCCAUCAAACCAGCCCCAGCUCUAGACAGGAUGCUCCUCAACGGAUACCGGUACGCGUCGCAAAUCACCGAUCAGAUCAAGAAGUUAUUCAGUGGAUGAAUUUUGGUGUCACUAACAUCCUGUAUUAUCAGGCUAUAAGUAAAGAUACUAUGUGAUAUUUUAAAUGUAAUUUAAAACGCAUUAUAUUCUUGGAUUACGUA